Drosophila serrata is the source of this 602-nucleotide messenger RNA. RefSeq lists its product as uncharacterized. The record is from RefSeq and is a predicted model, not a curated record. Lineage: Eukaryota; Metazoa; Arthropoda; Insecta; Diptera; Drosophilidae.
AAACAGAUUGUAGCUUUGGCAUGAUGAUGAUGACGCCCGUGAAAUGGUACUUGCUAUACAUGACCGGAUCCCUGAACAGGGACAAACGGUACGUUCCGAGAUACACGGAGGAAUCGGAGCGCCGCGACGUAGUGACAAUGACGUGUUCCAAAGGGAAGAGGUCCACAAAGAUAUCACCCAUGGCAUCGGACAUCAGUGUGCCGAUGGCCAAGAAGAUAAGCAAGCGCCAAAGUACCAGAAACAAAAUGUCCACGACCAUUAAGGUGACUAAGCCCGAUGCAGUGAACCCCUGCUGCUCAGAAACCAGAAACAAGCCACUCAGUAUUCCAGACUCUCCUAAAAUGCUGGAGUUCUUUGCCGAGGUGCGUCAGCGGGAGCUUAGGGACUACUAUCUUCGGAUGAAGGCAGCGGAGAGAUGUUCAAAGGUUCCUGCGACCUCUCCCAAGUGGAAGUCUUCCUCCCACAAUAUCUACUGCUCCGGGGCCAAGAGCGUGAGGCAAGAAUUACAGAAUAUAACUAGGAAUAAGAUUUGUGAUCGGUAUGGGGAUUCCACAUGACUAUGGAGUGCCUCCCUCGCACGUCCACACUCAGCACUGAGGUGA